UACCCACGCAGUACCUCCUCCCAGCCACGCCCUGCACCUCUCCCCAGGUGCCUGUGGUGGAACAGCCGGCUCCCACAGCGUCCCAGACUCAGUGCCACACUAUGAGGGCUCUGAGGCCCUGGGCCCGAUACCUGCUCCUCAUUAUGGCCCAUCUGCUGGCCAUGGGCCUUGGGGCUGUGGUGCUCCAGGCCCUAGAGGGCCCUCCAGCACUCCAGCUCCAGGCCCAGCUCCAGGCGGAGCUGGCUACCUUCCAGGCAGAGCACAAGGCCUGCUUGCCACCUGAAGCACUAGAGGAGCUUCUGAGUACCGCCCUGAGAGCACAGGCUCAUGGAGUCUCCAGCCUGGGCAACGGCUCAGAGUCAAGCAACUGGGAUCUGCCCUCUGCCCUGCUCUUCACUGCCAGCAUCCUCACCACCACCGGUUAUGGGCAUAUGGCCCCACUAUCGGCAGGUGGAAAGGCCUUCUGUGUGGUCUAUGCAGCCCUGGGACUGCCAGCCUCCCUAGCCCUUGUGGCUGCCCUACGCUGCUGCCUGAUGCCUGCACUUGGUUGCCCAGGCACCUGGGUAGCCGUUCGCUGGCACCUGGCACCAGCCCAGGCUGCCCUGCUUCAGGCAGCAGUACUGGGCCUCCUGGUGGCCUGUGUUUUUGUGCUGCUGCCAGCGCUGGGGUUGUGGAGUAUACAGAGUGACUGCAGCCUGCUGGAAGCCAUCUACUUCUGCUUCGGUUCACUCAGCACCAUUGGCCUAGGGGACCUACUGCCUGGCCAUGGACGUGGCCUGCAUCCAGCAAUUUACCACCUUGGACAGUUUGCACUUCUUGGUUACUUACUUUUAGGGCUCCUGGCCAUGCUGCUAGCUGUAGAGACCUUCUCGGAGCUGCCACAAGUCUGUACCAUGGUGAAAUUCUUUGAGCCUAGUGGCCCUAUGGCAGCUGAGGACCAAGGCGACAUACUAGGCCAGGAUGAGCUGGCUCUGAGUUCCCUGCCUCCUGACACCCCAGCCUCAGAACAAGUUACUCCAGUAUCAGAACAGACCUGAGCUUUGCUGACUCCAGCCAGAUGACAAGAUUCAGCUCAUUUAAAUUGGAGGACCCUGAGGAGGCCCUUGGGAGUGUCUAGGGAACAGUGGGAAGGAGUUAUGGAUGCCAGGGAACAAU
This is a messenger RNA of Nannospalax galili (Upper Galilee mountains blind mole rat), 1155 nucleotides long. RefSeq names its product potassium two pore domain channel subfamily K member 7 (gene Kcnk7). The transcript has 3 exons. The record is from RefSeq and is a predicted model, not a curated record. Gene Ontology annotation, molecular function: potassium ion leak channel activity. Gene Ontology annotation, biological process: potassium ion transmembrane transport; stabilization of membrane potential. Bases 102 to 1037 code for a protein of 311 amino acids. Gene Ontology annotation, cellular component: membrane. Lineage: Eukaryota; Metazoa; Chordata; Mammalia; Rodentia; Spalacidae.